Pipistrellus nathusii (Nathusius's pipistrelle) is the source of this 489-nucleotide messenger RNA. NCBI's taxonomy places the organism in Eukaryota, Metazoa, Chordata, Mammalia, Chiroptera, Vespertilionidae. The record is from the annotation of a GenBank genome assembly.
AUGUGGAAGGUCUGCACUUAUCAGUCCAACAACCUCCAGAGCAGAGCCAUAGCGUGUCACCGCUACACCUACAGUGACAGCUACCUGCCCCUCAAUAUCCGCAUCACUCAGCACCUGCUGCUGGCUGCCAACCUCCUGGCUCUCUUGGGGAAAGUGCUCACCAUCAUGGGUCUGCAGAGAGUGUGUGUGGCUCAUCUUCAGAAGGAAAACACCUGCAAUCUCUUCUUAGCUUCCGGAGCCGUGAGCAUCAUAGUUGGGGUAUUUAUCUUCAUUGUUGUGAUCUGGAACUAUCAUGCUGUGAUGAAUGAAGACGGCAUACACUUCCCACCAUCCUUCUACAUGCCCUUCAGGCCCCACCAGCAGGAGAUUGGCAGCACAGUCCCCGUGGCAGUUCUGGCUGCCAUCCUGAUACUGCUGAGUGGGCUGUUUACCCUGUCUUACCAGCUUCUCCCUGGACAGCCAAGUGUACCUGAGGCCUCAGAAGUGUGA